Messenger RNA from Salvia hispanica, 1293 nucleotides. Its product is annotated as cytochrome P450 71AU50-like. NCBI's taxonomy places the organism in Eukaryota, Viridiplantae, Streptophyta, Magnoliopsida, Lamiales, Lamiaceae. Gene Ontology annotation, molecular function: heme binding; monooxygenase activity; iron ion binding. The record is from RefSeq and is a predicted model, not a curated record.
AUGGACAUAUUAGAUUCUACUAACUUUUUACACUCACAAUUAAUUACUAUAAAACUAAUACCACCUCUGUCCACCAUUACCCAUUUGAGUUCGACUUACGGAUUGUAUUGGCAGAACAUGCGCAAGCUAUGCACCGUGGAGCUGCUCAGCACCCUUAAGAUCAGUUCUUUCCGAUCUAUGAGAAGGGAGGAGCUUGGUCUUUUUGUUGAAUCGCUCAAUGAAGCUUCCAGACUACACGUUGCUGUCGAUCUUAGUGCCAAGGUCGUGUCCCUGACCGCAGAGAUAAGCUGCAGAAUGAUGUUUGGUAAGAAAUAUAAUGACAAAGACAUAGAUGAGAGAGGCUUCAAAGGUGUGCUCCAAGAAGUGAUGACACUAGUAGCAGCUCCCAAUUUGGGUGAUUACUUUCCUUUCCUUGAAGUCUUGGAUCUCCAAGGACUGACAAGGAAGCUGAAGGCAAUCGCAAAAGUUUUUGAUGUUUUCUUUGAGAAAAUUAUAGAAGAUCAUGUUCAAGCAGGGGAUCGUCCUGGGCAGGCCAAAGACAUUGUUGAUACCAUGAUGUCCAUAAUGCAACGUGGAGAAUCUGAAUUUCAGUUCGACAUACGUAAUAUCAAGGCCAUUAUGCUGGACUUGCUCGUAGCUUCAAUGGACACAGCAUCAGCUUCGGUAGAGUGGAUACUCUCCGAACUGUUGAGAAAUCCAACAGUUAUGAAGAAACUACAGAAAGAGUUGGAACAAGUUGUGGGAUUGAAGAGGAUGGUUGAGGAGUCUGACCUCGACCAGCUCGAAUAUCUCGACAUGGUUGUGAAGGAAAGCUUUAGGCUGCACCCAGCGGCUCCGCUGUUGUUACCUCACUAUUCUAGGGAAGACAGCAAGGUUAAUGGCUAUGACAUACCAAAAGGAUCAAGAAUUCUCGUCAACACAUACGCAAUCGGGCGCGAUCCAAAUGUAUGGACUGAUCCGGAGAUGUUCAUUCCAGAGAGAUUCAUCGGCAGUGACAUUGAUGUUAGGGGAAAACAUUUCCAGCUCCUCCCAUUUGGGUCAGGGAGGAGAGGUUGCCCCGGAAUACAACUGGGGCUCAUCCAAGUUCGACUGAUCGUGUCACAGUUAGUCCACUGCUUCGAUUGGCAGCUGCCGAAUGAUAUGUCGCCAGAGGAACUGGACAUGAAUGAGGAAUUUGGCAUUGUUGUUUCAAGGGUUAAUCAUCUCAUGGCAAUCCCAACCUGUCGGUUGCACAACUAGAUUAUUAAGCAAACUUGUAAAAAUUUGCUUCUGAAAACAAUUUAAAUAAGACAA